Messenger RNA from Sycon ciliatum, 480 nucleotides. Its product is annotated as salivary glue protein Sgs-3-like. The transcript is spliced from 3 exons. The annotation marks the transcript as partial. The record is from RefSeq and is a predicted model, not a curated record. NCBI's taxonomy places the organism in Eukaryota, Metazoa, Porifera, Calcarea, Leucosolenida, Sycettidae.
AUGCUACACAUGCGUGAUGCCCUGCUGAUACCUACCAUCACAGUUGCCCUGCAGAGUUGGCAGCUGACCGUCGGGGCAUUGGCAGGCGUAGCCCCCACCACCACCACCACCACCGGAUACCGAAAAUGUGCCACCAUUACCAGCACAAGCACAACCAGUCACAGCAGCUUCACCACCACCACCAGCAGCUUCACCAGCACCACCAGCAGCUUCACCACCACCACCAGCACGAACAGCAGCAGCUGCAGCACUAGCAACAGCACCACCACUGAGCAUCACCAGCACCACCAGCCACUUCAGCAGCAGCAUUACCUCUACUACCACACCAUCACCACCACCACCGCACCUCUAGCACCACCACCACACCUCUACGCCACCACCACCACCAAUAUCACCACCACCACCACCAAUAUCACCACCACCACCACCACCAAUAUCACCACCACCACCAAUAUCACCACCACCACCACCACCACCACC